CACUCGGCAGUGGUAUAAUACUUUAGACCCAUCAGCUCGAAACUGAAGCAGCUGACGCAGAAGCUUCCUCUCUCCCUCGCUUAAUUUCUCUAUAAAAACCUCGAAGCCUCCUUUCUAUCCAUAUAUAUUUCCCACGGAAAUCUCUCUCUCUCUCUGUGAGCUAAAUGGGAUUUCCUGUUGGUUACGCAGAAGUUUUCUUGCCAAGGCUGUUCGUGCACGCGCUAUCAUUUCUGGGCUUUAUUAGAAGCCUUAUUAUUUGCCUUUUUAACUAUCUAGGUCUCUCAGAUUUCCUUGAAACCGAUAACAUUUGGCCCGAUAAUCCGACCCAAACCCAUAGCCACAAGCUAGUUCACGCCGUCUUGAUCCGGGAAAUUCUACCAGUAAUCAAGUUCGAUGACUUGAUUGCUGGAGCCAGCCACAGUGAGCUGCCAGAGAGUUGUGCCGUUUGUUUGUACGAGUUUGAGGGAGAUGCCGAGAUCAGAUGGUUAAAGAAUUGCAAGCACAUUUUCCACCGGGCAUGUUUGGACCGUUGGAUGGAUCAUGAUGGGAACACGUGUCCGCUUUGUAGGACCUCAUUCGUGCCUGAUGAGAUGCAGGAAGAGUUUAAUAAACGGUUAGUGACAGCGUCUGGCGACGGCGAUUUUUACAGUGAGUACAGUUCGGUUCCUGUUUUGUAGGGAGGCCACUUCAUCCUGUUCUUAUGAAAUGUACAUAUACAACGAAAUUUAAGCAAUUUAGCAAAAUAGAAAUGUUUUUUUAAUAUAUUUAUUUAUUUAAGACAAGUUUUUUUUUUAUCUUUAAAAA
Manihot esculenta (cassava) is the source of this 804-nucleotide messenger RNA. Its product is annotated as brassinosteroid-responsive RING protein 1. Gene Ontology annotation, molecular function: ubiquitin protein ligase activity; zinc ion binding. The record is from RefSeq and is a predicted model, not a curated record. The coding region runs from base 165 to 677 and encodes 170 amino acids. The transcript has a single exon. Lineage: Eukaryota; Viridiplantae; Streptophyta; Magnoliopsida; Malpighiales; Euphorbiaceae. Gene Ontology annotation, biological process: protein ubiquitination.